AUGCCAAGCGGACCGAUGGAUGCUCGUUCAAUGUCACCGACCUACGCAGCAUUCGUUAUGCAGCAAGCGGCUCAAACUAUGUCACCAACCUUCGAAAUGUAUAGGAAUUUCCCUUUUGGUCCUGCUUCUCCAAGUUCCUUGUUCCAGGGUAGUGGAGUGGGUGCGGCUACCCCCAAGGGUAACCCGUUUGCGGCAGCUACAAUGAUGCGCAAUAUGCAGAAUGCGGCUGCAGCGGCCGCAACAUCUCCACAUCCACUCAAUUCAAUAAACCAAAUGCGAUUACCUCAGAUGGGUUCACCGAUCACCUCCAUGGCCAGUAACUUAGCGCAGCAACCGAGCAGUAACUCACGUGGCACUAACAACAGCACCAAGACUGCGAAGAACGAAAGCAAACCCCCCAAAGUUAAAGAACAGCACAUCAAAAAACCCUUGAAUGCAUUUAUGUGGUUCAUGAAGGAAAAUAGGCCGAAAUUGAUGGAAGAGUUGGACUAUAAAGAAAGACAAAGUGCUGAACUAAACAAGGAACUUGGGAGGAGGUGGCAUGAUUUACCAAAAGAAGAACAACAAAGGUAUUACGAGCUUGCGAAAACGGAUCGCGAACAACAUAUGCAGAAGUAUCCUGGGUGGUCGGCUCGUGAAAAUUAUGCUAUCAAUAAGAAGAAAAAACGAAAACGUGACAAAUCUGUUGAUAACGGCGAACAGAAGAAAUGCCGGGCUAGAUUUGGUGUUGUAAAUCAGGAUCAGUGGUGCAAGCACUGCAAGAGGAAAAAGAGAUGUCUUUGGUACCGAGAGGCAUCUUCACCAGUUGGUGUGGUUUCCUCCACGACACCAGGAACCCCUGGUACCCCAUCUUCAUUAUCUGGACCGGCUGCGGGUGGUACAAUGAGCGGUCGUGAUACUGAUUCAGAAAAUGAUAUGGACGCUGCUGCUGCUGCUGCCGCUGCCGCUGCUGAAAGAUCUCGGUCAAUGUUAAAUCAGGUACCGAACGAGCAGCAGACCACUCCUCUUAUUUGCCAGUAG
Messenger RNA from Acanthocheilonema viteae, 1020 nucleotides. Lineage: Eukaryota; Metazoa; Nematoda; Chromadorea; Rhabditida; Onchocercidae. The record is from the annotation of a GenBank genome assembly.